AUGUCGUCUUCCACCCCCGCCACAGACACAGACACAACGACGGCGACAGCCUCGGCCAACGACCUCCUCUCCGCAAUCCAAACCCGCCGCUCGUGCUACACGCUGACCAAGACGUCACCCAUCCCGGACUCGCGGAUCCGCGAAAUCGUCCAAGCGACAAUCACGCACGCGCCCUCGGCGUUCAACGUGCAGUCGACGCGCGCCGUCGUCCUGGUCGGACGGGAACACGAGAGGCUGUGGGACAUUGGCGACGCGGCCCUGAAGGAGGCGAUGCCCGAGCAGGCGUAUGCCGGGUUGGCGGGCAGGCUUCGGGGGUUCCGCGCCGCGUACGGCACCGUGCUGUGGUUCGAGGACCAGGCGGUCCUGGAUGCGCUCAAGGGGAAGAAUCCCGCGCUGGGGCACGUCGUUCCGCAGUGGUCCGCCCACUCCAACGGCAUGCACCAAUUCAUCGCGUGGACCGCGCUCGAACUCGAAGGUCUGGGCUGCAACCUCCAGCACUACGACUUCAUGCCCGCCUUCACCGAGCGGGUCCUCACCCAGUGGGACCUCCCCGCGACGUGGACCCUGCAUUCGCAACUGGUCUUUGGCGCGCCGGUCGACGGCCUCCUCGAGAGGAGUCGCGAGAGGACCUAUCUGCCCCUGGAGGAGAGGGUAAGGGUGUUUGGUUGA
This is a messenger RNA of Fonsecaea nubica, 669 nucleotides long. RefSeq lists its product as hypothetical. Gene Ontology annotation, biological process: cellular response to oxidative stress. The transcript is spliced from 2 exons. The record is from RefSeq and is a predicted model, not a curated record. The coding region runs from base 1 to 669 and encodes 222 amino acids. Lineage: Eukaryota; Fungi; Ascomycota; Eurotiomycetes; Chaetothyriales; Herpotrichiellaceae.